AUGCCCAACACUGCACCUACUUCGCCUUCUUCAACUCCAAAGAAAAAAAGCUCUACACUCGCUUUCUUGACAAAUGUACACUCGAUAAAAACUUUACCUCCUGCUGAAACUGCCGAGCUUAUAUCUCGCAAUUAUGACCUUAUGGUCGUGUGGAAAGCCGUUCACCGGCAUGGUCUCAAGGAAAACUGUCGCACUUACCGCUUCUUUAUGAACUUGUAUGACUACGACCAAAAACCGGCUCUACUAAUUGGUAAUCAUAAAUUAGAUGCUCAAACCGGACAACACUUAGCUCGUAAUCAGCAUAUUUUUCGUUACUAUGACUAUGAAACCAACCAAACUUCUUACUUCUACCGCACUAACGAACAACUAAUCGGUCACGCUGCCCAGCCAUCUAAUACUACUAAUAAUACUAAACCAAGUGAUAAAACUGCUCUUUAUAUUGGUUUAGGAAUAGUUGGAUUAGUUUUAAUUGACAGUGCAAAGAAAAUAGGAGAAAGUGCAAAAGAAGCAUAUGAGGACAUAAAAGAAGGAGAAGACAUAACAAAAGUUGGAAAAAAACUUGUUAAAGAAGUAGGCAUAAAAGAACAAAUAACAGAAUUGAGAGUUGCAUAUGGUCCCCGUGGUGGUGGUGUAUUGAGUUCUAUUGGAUAUCACACCGGCACCUCAACAUUUACUGGUAAAUUAGAUUUAACUGAUUUUGCUAAUUUAGAAGAAUUAGAUUGUUAUUAUAAUCAACUAACUGAAUUAGACUUAACUAACUGCAAAAAAUUAACUAAACUUAACUGCUAUAACAACAAGAUAAAUAACUUAGAUUUAAGUGGUUGUCCGAAUUUAACUUCUCUUAAAUGCGAAAAUAAUCAACUAACUGAAUUAAUCUAG
Molecule: messenger RNA, 879 nt
Organism: Ambispora gerdemannii
Lineage: Eukaryota; Fungi; Glomeromycota; Glomeromycetes; Archaeosporales; Ambisporaceae
Source: the annotation of a GenBank genome assembly